Molecule: messenger RNA, 518 nt
Organism: Thecamonas trahens ATCC 50062
Lineage: Eukaryota; Apusomonadida; Apusomonadidae
Product: prefoldin beta subunit
Exons: 2
Coding region: 20-469 (149 amino acids)
Biological process (GO): chaperone-mediated protein complex assembly; protein folding
Cellular component (GO): cytoplasm; prefoldin complex
Molecular function (GO): protein-folding chaperone binding
Source: RefSeq, a predicted model, not a curated record
CCUUUCCUCCCCCAGCACCAUGUCCGGCCUGACACCCGAGCAGCUGAACCAACUUUCUGCAGACAUUGAGAGCGCCAUGCACGAGGAGCAGACCGCACAAGUGGAGCUCAACAAGCUCGUUCAGUCACGGGCGGGCUACGCGGCUCGGCUCAACGAGAACACCAUGGUCAAGGAGGAGUUUGAUCUGCUGGAUGAUGACGCGAGGGUGUUCAAGCUCAUCGGUCCUGCACUGGUGCUGCAGGAUGUCGAUGAGGCAAAGCAGAACGUCGAGAAGCGGCUCGAGUACAUCACCGCAGAGAUGGGUCGCCUCGAUGGCGCUAUCACCGCAAAGGAGGGUGUGGUCCAGGCUGCGCAGAAGAAGGUUGCCAAGCUCAACCAGAAGGCUUACCAGAUGCAGCUGGCCGCCCAGAAGCUUCAGCAGAUGCAGAACAUGCCGCAGGAGGUUCAGCAGAAGAAGAUCAACGCUUGAGCGAGGUACAUGUACCCGACGCACAUUGAAGACCACUCCCGUACACAGA